AUGAGCAAAAACCUUGUAGAAUUGUUGGCGCAAAAAUGGAAAUCUUACAGACACAGAUUUGUUCCCUGGAUCGCAUUGAAUCUACAGAAAAACCAGCGGACCCUUCGUCAGGUGAAGCACCAAUCUGAAGACAAGCGGAUCAGUGAUGACCAGGUGCUUGCAACCCUCGUGCACCUUUUUACAGCAUUGCUUAAAAACGAUGCCAGUAAUCAAAGUAAAAAGCUUCGUCUGCUGCCUACCUCUUAUCAGCCCAUGAACCAUAUUACCCACAAUGCUGAGGCACAGGGACUGAAAGUGCCUCCUACUGACACAAUGCUGCAGGUGCUGGGCUUCUGUGUGGAGAAGAUGCCCAGUUCAUUGGAAUCUGCUGGGACUGGAGUCUUUGUCACACAAGGACUGGUGCCAAAAGGUGUCACAGUUGCCAUGUAUCCAGGAACUGUUUAUCAGGCUGACAAUCCGAUUCUCAUCCAGUCUAUUCGAAACCCUUUUGUAUUUAGAUGCAUAGAUGGUGUUUUAAUAGAUGGCAAUGACAAAGGACUCUCCAAACUAGUAUUUAGGUCAUGUAGUGGGCGGGACCAGCUUGGCCCCUUCUGUUUAUGUGACAGUUCGUGGUUAACCUCCCAUCCAGAAAAUCCUCUGGCAAUGGGGCAGUAUGUCAACAACUGCUCCAAUGAGAAAGCUGCCAAUGUGUGCUAUCAGGAAUUUGAUGUGCCUAAUGAUUUCCCUCUAGAGCUUCGUCAGUAUCUUCCUAAUGCCAAUUACAGCAUAACAAUACAAAGGAAGCUACGAUGCGUCGUCCUCGUUUCAUUAAGAGCAAUUAACAAGGGUGAAGAACUGUUAUCAAACUAUUACACAAUUGUAAAAAAUGUAUUAUAAAAAUGAAAACAUUUGA
Messenger RNA from Trichomycterus rosablanca, 892 nucleotides. RefSeq names its product SET domain containing 9 (gene setd9). The transcript is spliced from 6 exons. The record is from RefSeq and is a predicted model, not a curated record. Bases 1 to 876 code for a protein of 291 amino acids. Gene Ontology annotation, molecular function: protein binding. NCBI's taxonomy places the organism in Eukaryota, Metazoa, Chordata, Actinopteri, Siluriformes, Trichomycteridae.